AACUUUGGUUUUGGUGUAGUUUUGACUUUGCGGGGACGAUUCUCAUUUCUCUGAAAUUGCUUUCCCUUUGAUCGCUGAUUUUCGUUGAUUAUUUCUUUUAUAAGAAGUAUUCUCUGGGUUUUCUUCGUUCAAUUCAAAUUUCGAUUUGGGUUUCUGCUGAAUCAUCGCUUCUGUCGUUUCUGUGUAAUUAUUUCUCAAGACCUUGAGACACCAAAGGAUCAAGCCACAAUGCGUGCACCAUCACUGCUGGCACAGUGCUUGCCUGGCUUGGUGGCCCAUGACAAGGGAAGCCACAGCAUGUCCUCCAUCUCUGAGAGAGAUGUGCAUCUUUGUUCUCCAGCUGUCGAGAUUCUCCCUUCAAAGAUGGCUCACCCAUAUAAGUAUGCCGGAGAGAAUGUAGACUUGCAAGGGCUACAUGUUUUCAAGGGGAGAGUCAGUGUUGCUGACAUUAUUGGGUUCAAUGGUUCAGAAAUGAUAUCCUCCAAACCUGAAGGAUCACUGAAAUCUUGGGACAGCUCUAUUGAUCUUGUUAAUGUUCUUAAGCAUGAGAUUCGUGAUGGACAAUUGAGCUUUAGAGGCAAAAGGGUACUUGAGCUUGGUUGCACCUAUGGACUUCCUGGAAUUUUUGCUUGCCUAAAGGGAGCUUCUACAGUGCACUUUCAAGACCUGAAUGCAGAAGCAAUUAGAUGCACAACUAUUCCAAAUGUCCUGGCAAAUCUGGAGCAGGCUCGGGACAAGCAAAGCCGACAGCCAGAGAGUCCCCUGACUCCAUCAAGGCAAACUCUGGCCCCAGUGGUGCAUUUUUAUGCUGGAGACUGGGAAGAACUCCCCACAGUUUUAUCCAUUGUGAGGACUGAAGGGUCGGAAGUGCCAACUGGGAUGAGCCUGAGCUUCUCUGAGGAGGAUUUCAUGGAUGGGUGCAGCAGCCAUGAUGGUAGCCUUACAGGACAUGAAUUUUCCUCAAGGCGAUCAAGGAAGCUCUCUGGAAGCAGAGCAUGGGAGAGGGCUAGUGAGAUGGAUUCUGGUGAAGGUGGCUAUGAUGUUAUUCUGAUGACUGAGAUCCCAUACUCGGUGACCUCACUGAAGAAGUUGUAUGCACUGAUAAAAAAGUGUUUGAGGCCUCCUUAUGGAGUAAUAUACUUGGCCACAAAGAAGAACUACGUCGGCUUCAACAAUGGAGCACGAGUUUUGAGAAAUCUGGUAGAUGAGGAAGGUUUUUUUGGAGUACAUUUAGUUAAAGAGAUGUCUGAUAGAGAUGUAUGGAAGUUCUUUCUCAAGUGAAUAUUAGAACCCUGCAAAACACGCUACACUAUUAAAAUUUGUCAUUUAUUCAACAUGUUUCUAUCUGUAUAAUUUCACAAGCCUCUUUUUUUCUUUUGGUUAGUAAUAAUGGAGUCAGGAGUCGAAAAUCUAGUAGUUGGGAUUCUAUUUUGUUGUCAUCCCUCGUGUCUCAUCUGUUUAUUUUUUGUAUGAAUUCCAUUUGUAAUUGUAAAUCAAAUGAUUCAGUAAAUUUAAGGUUGAAAUUUCUGUUCAAAUUUCAAAUUCAUGACA
Molecule: messenger RNA, 1551 nt
Organism: Vitis riparia (riverbank grape)
Lineage: Eukaryota; Viridiplantae; Streptophyta; Magnoliopsida; Vitales; Vitaceae
Product: histidine protein methyltransferase 1 homolog
Exons: 8
Coding region: 229-1281 (350 amino acids)
Source: RefSeq, a predicted model, not a curated record